Messenger RNA from Hansenula ciferrii, 618 nucleotides. RefSeq lists its product as uncharacterized. The transcript has a single exon. NCBI's taxonomy places the organism in Eukaryota, Fungi, Ascomycota, Saccharomycetes, Phaffomycetales, Wickerhamomycetaceae. The record is from RefSeq and is a predicted model, not a curated record. The coding region runs from base 1 to 618 and encodes 205 amino acids.
AUGAGCUCGAGGAGCAGUACAUCAGAUCCCAAUGGUCUUUGUCUCACAACAUCAAAUACAUCAUCAUUGACAUCAAAUUCAUCAAAUUCCACAAGUAUAAGUAAUAUAUCAAACAAAUUUAAAAAUGCAUUGAAUCGUAAAAGAUCACAAAGUUUCAUAAUACCUGAAAAAAAAUCUUCAACUUUAUCAAAUUCAAAUUCGAUAUCAUCACCAAAUGUGAAUAUUAGAAAACCAUUAAGAAAUAGAUCUUUAGGUUCAAUUCAAUUUUCACCAUCUCAAGCCUCAACCCCAACUUUCGAAAACUUAAACAUUCCUCCAAUGACAAACCAUCAUAAUCAUACACCAUCAUUAACUCAAGUUAAUCAUCCUCAUGCAUUGAAUCAUAGAUCAAAUUCAACUUCAACAUCAAUAAGUAUAAGUGAUUCUGAAUCAAUAAAUAUAAUGGAUAUUAGUCCAAGAUCUCCUACACCACUUGUAUCACCAUUAUUCAAAAUUGAUGAAAAAUUACAAAAUCAUGAAAUCAAAAUCAAUAAUGAUGAAGAAUUUUUUGAUGAUAUUGCAGAUGGAAUUUUAGAAAGAAUUAAUAAAACUGAAUCUAAAAUUGACUGGAGUAUAUGA